CAUGGAGGCUGCUGUGGGGCUGGGUACAUGUCACAUUCAGUCUGGCCUGAAGGGAAGGCAGAAUAUCUGUGGAUUACACCUGACCUCGGGGACUGUGCCAGGAGAGGGGACAGUGAGGACCCAGACAUGCAGUACCAGCAGCACCCUAGCUCCCCUGGCAUGGGUCUGAGUAUGCCCCUGUAUGCGCCCACCCCCCUGCAGCCUGUGCACCCAACGCCUUUCUACAUCGAUGACAUCCUGGGAAGGAAUGGAGCUUCUACUGGGACCCCAGCUCUGCCCACCCCGACCCUGCCAUCUCCUAACUCUUCAUUCACCAGCCUGGUGGCCACCUACCGGACCCCAGUCUACGAGCCCACCCCCAUCCACCCAGCCUUUGCCCACCCUGCAGCACUGGCAGCCUCCUAUGGAACUGGCACCUUCCCAAACCAUCUGUACCCAUUCUCCAGACCCAUGAGCGAGUACACCCAUGCCCUCAUCAGACACGACUCUCUGGGGAAGCCACUUCUUUGGAGCCCAUUUAUACAAAGACCACUUCACAAAAGGAAAGGGGGGCAAGUGCGGUUCUCAAAUGAUCAGACAAUAGAGCUGGAGAAAAAGUUUGAAACACAGAAAUAUUUGUCUCCUCCAGAAAGGAAAAGACUGGCCAAGAUGCUGCAGCUCAGUGAGAGACAGGUGAAAACUUGGUUUCAGAACAGAAGAGCCAAAUGGAGGCGUCUGAAGCAGGAGAACCCCCAGGGAAAUAAGAAAGAAGAAACCGAAAGUCUAGAAAAUGACUGCGAGGAGGGUCAGGAAAACUGUUUAAGCCUCGAGCAGAAAACUAAAGACUCUUCUCUGGAUGGUUCUCAGUGUUCACCCUCCCCAAAUUCCCAGGAGAACAUAGACACGGACAUCUCAGAUGAUUCUGAUGAAGAGGUGGACAUCGAAGGGGACAAAGGGUUCUACAAGUGUCCCCAUUGAUACAUGUCCCAAUGGGAAGACCUUAUUCAGCUUGCACUUUAACAGAAGCUGGACUCUGUAGGCCCAAGUCUUACCAUAGCGUGAGAACGAGGGGUUGGUGCCAUAGACAGUGCCUUAGCUGCAGUGUAUAUACUGAUUUUCCAUGUUAUGGACACUGUUCCUUGACAGAUUGUGCCUUUAACUUAAUUUUAUAUUGUAUUAUAUAUGAUCUGUAAAUAUCUAUCAAGUGCCUACACAUAGAUCCUGUGCACGUGGCCACAUUAUAACUACCCAUAGAAGUGUCUGAGAUCCUACAGCACCUCUAUACGUCUCAGAUGUUACAUGGAAGCACCAUGUGGCGGUAUAAAUGGUGCCUUAGAGAAAUAUAUGCAGUAUAGACGCUGGUUCAUCUCUAGUGAGAAACCUACAAUCAUGUAGCCGGGUAUAUACUGACUGAUAGAAGUAAGGUAAGGGGUAUGCUCUGGCUUUCUAAGUGCUGAUAAACUACACGGCCCAGCAUGCCCCCAUGGACACUGCUGCACCGCUAGCCUUCCCUGAUACGUUUUAUAUACUGGUAUAACUUUUUAUAAAACGUUUUCCAAAGCCAUCGAUGUCAUGGCGGUUGUGAUUCUAAUCCAAGGACGGAGCCAAGACGUUUACUGCUGUUUUCUAUUGUAUAUAAUGUAUGUAAUUUAUAUAUAUGUUUUGUAAAUGUUAAGAGACUGCAUACCUCAUAUUGUUUAUAUGACUUGUACAUAUAUUUUUUUUCUAAAACAUUAAGAUUAUAUUUAAUUUUUUUUGUGGAUGAAUUUGUGGAAUAAAAGAAAGUGAAAUUGCAUAGUAAAA
This is a messenger RNA of Bufo gargarizans (Asiatic toad), 1782 nucleotides long. RefSeq names its product hematopoietically expressed homeobox (gene HHEX). Lineage: Eukaryota; Metazoa; Chordata; Amphibia; Anura; Bufonidae. The record is from RefSeq and is a predicted model, not a curated record. Gene Ontology annotation, biological process: regulation of transcription by RNA polymerase II; cell differentiation. Gene Ontology annotation, molecular function: DNA-binding transcription factor activity, RNA polymerase II-specific; RNA polymerase II cis-regulatory region sequence-specific DNA binding. The transcript has 4 exons. The coding region runs from base 28 to 957 and encodes 309 amino acids.